GCUUCCAGCACGGGGCCCGCUGAUCGGUUGCGAGCAGCGCAGAAUCCAGCCGGGAGGAGUACCCACGUUCGCCCCGCCCCAGCCCGGCCAUGAGGCUGCCUCCCGCGGCAGCCCGCCUGCUGCCGCCGCUUCCCGCCGGAGCCGUUCUGUGCCCGCGACGCGGGGCCGCCAGGGCGCCGGAGCAGCUGGAAAAUAAAACCAAAGGGAAGCUCCAAAAGCAAAUCUGUCAAGUUGUUCUGGAUCACUUUGAGAAGCAGUACUCAACAGAGCUGGGAGAUGCAUGGAGCAGCGUCAGAGAUGUACUCACGUGCCCGUCAUGCUGGCAGCACGCCAUCCUGCUCAACAAAUUCAGCCACACCGCUGGCCUGGAGAACACCUUGUGUGCGCAGGGAUAUCAUCCUGCCUUCAGAGGAGCUUUGCCCUAUCUUCCGAGAUCACUGAAGUGUUACGUCAGUAGAACUCCUAGGAGGUUUCCUUCACAAAAACACCAAACUGGUAAACUGAAAGAAUAUUAUCUGCUCAACGCUGCUUCUGUGUUACCAGUGCUGGCAUUAGAGGUGAAGGAUGGGGAAGACGUUUUGGAUCUCUGUGCUGCGCCAGGGGGUAAAUCAGUAGCGAUCUUACAGUGUGCCUGUCCAGGUCAGUUUCACUGUAACGAGUAUGAUGAGCUGAGAUCAAGAUGGUUGAAACAGACAAUGGAAUCCUUCAUCCCACAUCCUCUGUUCAAGUUAAUAACUGUCUCUAAUCUAGAUGGUAGACAGAUUGGAGAUCUUAAGCCUGAGUUAUAUGAUAAGAUACUGGUUGAUGCUCCAUGUUCAAAUGAUAGAAGUUGGUUAUUCUCUUCUGAUAUUCAGCAAGCUAUGCUUCGGUUACUACAAAGGAGAGAGUUAUCUGUUCUACAGUUCCAGCUGCUAAGGUCUGCUAUCAAAGCACUGCGUCCUGGUGGAUCACUGGUCUACUCUACGUGCACUCUCUCAAAAGCGGAGAACAGCGAUGUAAUAAAUCUCAUUCUAGACUCCUGCGCUGAUGUUAUGCCUGUAGAUAUAAGUGAGAUUGCCAAAGCCAUUUCCCAGGAAUUCACUUUUCACAGUGAUACACAACGGCAUGAACUUCUGGUUCUGCCAGAGAAAGGGAGAGCAUGGGGUCCAAUGUAUGUAGCUAAAUUAGAGAAAAUGUAGUCCAUGUCAUGCCUGUUUGUUAGUUUUAUUAUUAAAUAAACUCUAUUUAUUUCUACUAUACUGUGUGUGUAUGAACACAUUUCCAAGUCAACUGAUUUUAGAGCUUUGCUGUUUUGUAUAUGCAGCUCCCUAAAAAAAAUGUAGAUGAAACAUAACCUAGUUACCAAAAAAUACAAAAUGUGUUCUCUAAUAUGGACUUGUGGGCUUCCGCAAAGUCUUUUUGAAGUCCACAGAGGCUUGCAUUAGUUUCAAGGUGAUGCUCUUAAAUGGAUUUGUAUUCCAGAACAGAGGCCUCUAUGGUGCUUUUUGCACUGUAUUUAAAUUAAUAAUUCUGAUUAAAUAGAGUAUAUUUUUCAAAAAUGGUUUGAAUGGUGCCUGCUUCUGAAGUAUUGGAAAUCCUGCAUUUCUUCUUGAAGAUAUCUAGAAAUGUGUUUUUUUGUAAGCUGAUUUGUAUGCAGAGUCAGUCAUCUUAAGCUCUGACUAUUCCUAGCAAUGGCAAAACAGGUUUCAUACAAGUUAGGUUGUUUAAUGGUUGAAAACUCUUAUGUUUACAGCUGCAAAGGUCAGCACCUAUAUCAACACCAGCUUUUUUUUUAGCUUAGAAAAAUAUAAAUUAUUUUUGAAAGCUCUUUAAAACAGUGGAUUUAGAUGCAUUUAGCUUUGGUACUCAGUUUGUGGUAUAAUGCAGUAUAUUGAGCUGGCUAUAAAGCACGUGGAACCAGAAUGAUUAAUAACUGCAGUACUGGCACCAUAUUCAGAGAGUUUUGUUACGAUUGCACUCAUUAUGAGCAAAACAGAUAGGGCUAAGCCACUUCUUCAGUCUCAAGUUAAGAAAUGUGAAAUGAGUUUGUGAUGUCACAUCUGUGGUGUGUACAGAAGGAGAUUCAGAUUCAGUGAGAAAGCGUGUAUUAAUCUUGCUCUUAGGUUUCCUCCGUUCUGCUAUACAGUGCUGUGGAGAAAUAUGGCUAUAUAGACAGGUAUGUACACGUUCGUGCAUAUACACAUGCAAACUGUGUUUUCCAGUGCCUUGAUAAAAGGUUGGCUUUUGCCUGUGAGCGAAUCAUGUAACAGUAUAUCUGCUUGGUUGUAUGCCUGUGUGAAAGUGGAAUGGAGUCCUUCUGUGCCACUCCUAGCGAAGAGAUUAAGUCCUUUUGCUGGUUGAAGCUUAUGGUAAAAUUUGAGGGAAUACUGUUGGAAAGAGUGGAGGUUUUUCUGUUAGGCGGAUGGCACGUGUUUCAAGUUUGCGCGACUGUGUGCAUAUGUAUAUUUCAUAUUUUGUAUAUAUGUAUUUGUGUGUACAUGUAUGUAACUAUGAUUUUCAUAAUUAAAAACAAGACUAAUGCA
Molecule: messenger RNA, 2522 nt
Organism: Numida meleagris (helmeted guineafowl)
Lineage: Eukaryota; Metazoa; Chordata; Aves; Galliformes; Numididae
Gene: NSUN3
Product: NOP2/Sun RNA methyltransferase family member 3
Exons: 6
Coding region: 90-1178 (362 amino acids)
Biological process (GO): rRNA methylation
Cellular component (GO): mitochondrial large ribosomal subunit
Molecular function (GO): methyltransferase activity
Source: RefSeq, a predicted model, not a curated record